AUGCGUCUCCCCUACGUCCCCAACCCCCCACCCACCUCUUCGGAAGCCGAACAAGCCAUCGUCGACCGCAUCACCGCCCGCCGCGCACCCCGUCCCCUCCAACCCUUGGACCUAACCCUGCUCCACUCCCCGCCCGUCGCCGACGGCUGGAACUCCUUCCUGGGCGCCAUCCGCACGCAAACCCUUCUUCCCGCGGACGAGCGCGAGCUGGCCAUUUCCCGCGUGGCCGUCUGCAACGGCGCCUGGUACGAGUGGCACCACCAUGCGCCCCUGGCCGUUCAGGCGGGCGUCAGCGAGGGCGAGGAUGGUCUGGGGGUGGUCAAGAGGCAGGAACCGCUGCUGAUUGAGGAAGGAGACCGGCAGAGGGGAGGGUUGAAUGAGAGGCAGUGGGCGGCGGUGUGCUUGACGGAUGAGAUGACGAGGAAUGUGAAGGUGCGGGAUGAGACGUUUGAGAAGGUUAGAGGGCUGUUUAGCAAGAGGGAGGUAGUGGAGUUGACUGCUAUUAUCGCUUGCUACAACUGCGUGAGCCGUUUCCUUGUUGCGCUGGAUGUUGGAGAGAGAAACGGCACUGGUCCGGACGAUGCUGCUCACUAGGGGCGAUAUAUCCUGGUGAUAAUAGUGCUUUCAGAACAGUGCAUAUCGAACAUUGUGUUGACCUUCAAUUUCAGUUAACGUCA
Messenger RNA from Neurospora tetrasperma FGSC 2508, 677 nucleotides. RefSeq lists its product as uncharacterized. The transcript is spliced from 3 exons. Lineage: Eukaryota; Fungi; Ascomycota; Sordariomycetes; Sordariales; Sordariaceae. The record is from RefSeq and is a predicted model, not a curated record. Gene Ontology annotation, molecular function: peroxiredoxin activity. Bases 1 to 594 code for a protein of 197 amino acids.